AUGGGCAACUCUCAAUCGAGCCCUGCCAAAGACGAGUCCCGCCGUGCCAACCGCCUCUCCAAGCCCUUAACCAAGAGAUUGAGUGUCCCGCCACCUCCACCAGAGCCAGAUCAUUCGGCCUUUGGUUCAGGUUUGAUAGGCUGGCAGAAUCCAUGGGUGGGUCACACCAUCAGCUCCCCCGUGGAGAAACGGGGCAGUUAUCCCAAGAAAGCGGACAUUCCACCCACGCUCUUCGAGACAGAAUCACCUGAGGAGAGCCCAACGGAAGAGCGUACUAUAAAUUACAAUCCCAUCAUCGAAAGACGCCGUUCCGCGCGCCCAAGGUUGACGACCGCGGGAUCUAGAAGAACGUCGUGCCAGUUGGAAACCAGCUCCCAACCCUCGCCUGUUUCUGAACAGGCACCCACCCGCGCCAGCUCAACACGAACUGCCUUGCAGCGACACAACAGUGCGGUGUAUGACAACACAGCCACAGCUUCAAAUACCCACUUCCUGGUCGGCAAUCAAAGAUUUUCAUUAACGCGCCGCCGUUCCCUCUUGACGCGCCCGGGUGUCGCCACAAGAAGGGCUUCGGCUAGUAUUCGGCGAGCUCCCUCGCCGAUAGGAGAGCCAGAGCACCAAAGCCAUGAUCUGGCCGCGUCUACUACUUUGCAGUGGCCGUUGCCUUUGACUCAGCGUGCCGCAUCGCCAGUGCGACCCACGAGCCCGACCGAUGCCCGAUAUACCCAGCUUGGAGCCCUGAAGCUGGGCUCCCUACGAGUGGUGAACGCGUCUCCAUGUCCAAGCGAUCGAACUACGUUAAGCACCAAUGCUCCAGUUACCGGGCUUGGGCUUGGGGACCUGGAAGUCGCGGCGCCCAGCAGAGCCGCCACGCUGGAGAUUCCAUCCCUGCCUGAUCUCAAGAAAGCAGACGAUCUCCCCGGUAGUCCAUUUUCGUUUGAGAAUUCUCCCACUAUUACUGUUGCGCCUAGGACGCAGUCGAUAUUCCCUACGCAUCCCGAAGAUGAGGGAAUCAUCCUGUUUGAUGACACGAGAGGUCAAUUGGAGAAGAGUGUUUCGAGCGCUGGUCUUGCUCGAAGCACCUCUCGGUCACUCAACAAGUCAGACAGUGGUUACAGCUCCGCUACGUCGGUUCACUCCAUGCAACGAAGCCGCACUCAAAGCUCGGCUGGCUCCCAAUCGUCAGUCUCGUGCGGUGCCGACAGCGUGAAAAACGUGUGGAUGUCUAGUGCCCCCGUGUUUGACCGAUUCGAUGCUGAGAUGCAGAGUCAUUCCAGCGCGCAAUCAAAGCCUGAGAAUUACUCUCGGCUACAUCUCACCGCCACCCGAUGGUAUGACGCGAGCAAUGACCCUGCUCCUCUAACCGCUUCAAGGUCCCGUCGCUCGACGCUGUGUGCACCGCGUUACACGGAAUACUCACCGCGUGAUUUCACCGAGUUCCGACCCAGUGGGGUUGAGCCUCCUUACCUCUCUCAGCCACAGCAAAAGCAGCAGGCCCUUACUCGGGGUCCUUUCUAUGGGGAUAGACUCUCUGUUUCUUUGGCUGAAGGUCCCCCGUCCUCUUCGAGCUCUUCGGCCACAUGGAAUUCACAUAGUUCCCAACAGACGAUGACCGGCUCUACCGAGCGGCUCCGAAGAUCGGCAUCCGAGUACUCCAUGCAUGAUGGGUUGAGCCAACAACAUUCCCGAACGAAGAGCCGAUCUGGCCGCAUUUGGACUAAGAAGCCUGGCGUCGAAGCCCCACCGUUACCCACUAUCCUGUCACCUGGGUACCUGCGGGAUGACCUUGAUCAUGACCUCGAACUUGAGGCUGUCAACUCUGAGCCUAUGCGAGGCCGGCCUCGGAGCCGGAGUCAAGACCCUCGACGUCGACGAUUGUCGAAACCGCGUCCCCUGGCGGAUACGUGCAUAUGA
This is a messenger RNA of Penicillium olsonii, 1914 nucleotides long. The record is from the annotation of a GenBank genome assembly. Lineage: Eukaryota; Fungi; Ascomycota; Eurotiomycetes; Eurotiales; Aspergillaceae.